UCCACAUAUCAGCUCAUUAAUUCUUUCUUAUAAGUCAAGAAAUACGCAGCUAGCUUAAUUUGUUGCCCGAACUUCCAGUACGUACUACCAAAUACACAGAAGCAAAAAGAUCAAUGGCAGGUUUCAACAGCCAAAGAUGGUCUCUGAAGGGUAUGACCGCACUCGUCACUGGUGGAACUAAAGGCAUUGGAUAUGCCAUCGUGGAAGAGCUGGCCGGACUAGGGGCUACAGUGCAUACCUGCGCUCGUAAUCAAGAACAGAUUGACGAGAGGGUUCGAGAAUGGAAGAGCAAGGGUUUUAAAGUGAGUGGCUCAGUGAGUGACCUCACAUCUAAAUCUCAAAGAGAGGAGCUCAUGAGAACUGUUUCCUCUAAUUUUGACGGCGAACUUAACAUCCUUGUAAAUAAUGCAGCAACAGUCACUCUAAGAAAUACUACAGAAUAUGAUCUGGAAGAUUUGUCAAGUAUGAUGAGCACAAAUGUUGAAUCCCCCUACCAUCUUUGUCAACUUGCAUAUCCCCUCCUCAAGGCCUCCGGAAAUGGAAGUAUUGUAUUCGUCGCCUCCAUUGCUGGUUUAAAAGCUCUACCUAGACUAUCUGCCUAUGCAGCAACGAAAAGUGCCGUCAUCCAGAUUUCAAAGAACUUGGCGUGUGAAUGGGCUAAAGACGGCAUUCGAACAAACGCUGUAGCACCUUGGGCUGUUAACACCGGAGUUGAAGUUGAAAACGAUGACCACUCUGACGACUUCAGACGGCUUAUAAGUCGAACUCCUAUCCGUCGCGUGGCGGAACCUAAUGAAAUCUCAUCACUGGUCACUUUUCUCUGCCUUCCUGCUGCUUCUUACAUCAAUGGACAAGUUGUUAGUGUUGAUGGAGGAUUUACCGUCAGCGGUUUUUAGGAAACUCGAUGUAGGAUUGCCAAUUAGUCAAUCCCUACAUUUUCUAUAUAUAACAGUACUCCAUACAUUCUUUAUUCUUUUUUGGUGAAAUCACCAGCUUCACAAUCAGUAAAUUGUGGUGCAGUUGUUAACAAUAAAAUGUCGAAGGUCUUUGUGUAUAUUUUAUACUACUUCGUAAAAAAAUUGUAAAUACACCUCAGUUGAAUAUGCAUACGUACAGAAUUGUUCAGAUCUUCCAAAUGUGAAUAGUUUGUCAUAUGGCUCAACAUCUAUCAGACAACGUAUAUAUUGCAUUCCAAUUACACAAUAAGAGGAUCUCUCCAGAAAAAUGAUAUCAAACCGUUCCGCAUGUAAGGAUUAUAGUGAUGGUCAAGAUGGUCAAGGUUCACUAGUCUUACGAGUAAGCAAGGCAACAGCUGUGGCUACUAAGGCUGACACGUGUGAUGAUAAGACUGGUUAUCAAGAAUUAAUUACUAUAACUAAUUAGCUGAGUUUGUUAGAGU
Molecule: messenger RNA, 1399 nt
Organism: Rosa chinensis
Lineage: Eukaryota; Viridiplantae; Streptophyta; Magnoliopsida; Rosales; Rosaceae
Product: tropinone reductase homolog
Exons: 4
Coding region: 114-896 (260 amino acids)
Molecular function (GO): oxidoreductase activity
Source: RefSeq, a predicted model, not a curated record